Molecule: messenger RNA, 582 nt
Organism: Caenorhabditis briggsae
Lineage: Eukaryota; Metazoa; Nematoda; Chromadorea; Rhabditida; Rhabditidae
Exons: 5
Coding region: 1-582 (193 amino acids)
Source: RefSeq, a predicted model, not a curated record
AUGGACGCAGAGCAGCUCGCGGCGGAUACUGCUCGCUGCCGUGAAGCAAUGGAGUACAUUGCCAAUCUACCCAACAAAGUACAGGCGUCUGACGCCGAUCUUCCCCUCAUCACAUGUCGUCAAUUCGCCUCGCUUCUCGGAGUGAUGGUUGAAUUCGCUCCGGAAGCUAAAAAAUCGGAUUUGGAGGCUGGAACCAUUGAUUUUCGUGCACAAAUUGACGAGAUUGAUGAGGAGGCGAUGGAGAAAAAACUGAAAUUCGGUCCAAAACGGUCUGCAUUUUACACGAGGAACAAAACGAUAACCGAAUAUUUGAAGCUAAAAGUCCGACAGUUCUUCAAAAGUGAGGAUAUUUUCGAUGUGUUGAAUGGAGAGAGAUAUGGUUUUGAGUUUUCGACGAAAGAAUGUCUCCAAGUGCUCGUCACCUACUUCACAUCAAACAAACCGAAACGUGACGAUGGAUCUUCUGCGAAACCAUUGGCAAUUAAUAUCAAAAAGCUGGUUGCAUCUGCCUACUAUACCACACGAUCGGCCAAGAAGGAAAUACCGAUUAACGAGGCGCUGAGAAUGGCUCUUUUCGAUUGA